GCUCCAGGCCGGGAGCUCCAGGCAGGGCGCGGCAUGGAGACCCCGCCGCAGGGACCCCGCCAGGUGAGAAAAAUGUAUCAGUGCCCACCCCGUGCCCUUCCCCCAGUUCCAAGUGGAAGCCAAGAUGAAAUUCCACUUAGUCGUCCAAAAAGAAAGAAGCCCAAAGGAAAAAAUGCAUUGGAGGGUAUUGUUCACGCAGCUGUCCGUCGGCCAUCUGAGAGUAGCGAGCCUCUAACUCCUGAGGUUCAGGAUGUUCCACCUCAGAGGAAACGCAAGAAAAAGAGAGUGCCUCCUGAAUCUGAGACCUCUUUCAUCCAGCAGAAUGUGCGCAACACAUCCUUUUUUCAAACUGAAAAUGGCAUGGAUCCCCAGCCCUCUGAAGAAACAGUGAUUCGUAAACAUCGAAAAAAACCAAAGAAGACUCGGCCAGCAGAAAUGCAGUGUUCCAGUGAACUGGGAGUGGAGGAAGAGGACAUUAUUGAAGAUGAACAAACAAAAAGUCCAGAUCAGCAACCUGUAUUUGCUGCUCCCACUGGUGCUAGCCAGCCUGUGAGCAAGGUGUUUGUUGAAAAAAAUCGGCGUUUCCAGGCAGCUGACCGCACAGAACUGGUUAAAACCACAGAAAACAUUGAUGUAUUUAUGGAUGUAAAGGCUUUAUGGACCACCAGGGAUGUGGCACUUUCGGUGCACCGUGGUUUCAGGGUGAUGGGACUCUUUACUCAUGGCUUCCUUGCUGGCUAUGCUGUGUGGAACAUUAUUGUAAUAUACAUUCUAGCAGGAAACCAGCUAUCCACUCUCUCAAACCUGCUAGAGCAGUACAAGGCCUUAGCAUAUCCUGCCCAGAGUUUCCUUUACUUGUUGUUGGCUAUCAGCACAGUUUCAGCCUUUGACAGGAUUGACUUGGCUAAAGCAUCAGUAGCCGUGCGAGGCUUCCUGACCCUGGAUCCAGCAGCCAUAGCCUCUUUCUUAUACUUUGUUGCUCUCAUCUUGUCUCUGAGCCAGCAGAUGACAAGUGACAGAAUCAACCUCUAUACACCACCUUCAGAGAACGGGAGCCUCUGGACUGCAGGUGCAGAGGAACAGAUUCUUCAGCCAUGGAUUGUGGUGAAUCUGGUGGUAGCUCUUCUAGUUGGGCUAUCUUGGCUCUUCUUAUCUUACCGACCAGAGCUAGAUCACAGUGAAGAACUGAUGUUUCAUGCUGAAGUAGAAGAAUUUCCUCAGCUGGAUAAAGGCCUCAAUGUGCAGUCGUAGUACAGAAAAUUCAUCUUCAAAUACUGUAGCUGAGACUGAAGACUUAGCACUUACAUGUAUUGUACUUGUAUAUAAUGCUUUUCUACAAAACAAAAUUUGUAUUUUUGUAUAUUUUUAUAUGUACUUGUUUCUGAUGGAUCUUUUAUUUUAAUUAUGCU
Messenger RNA from Chelonoidis abingdonii (Abingdon island giant tortoise), 1409 nucleotides. NCBI's taxonomy places the organism in Eukaryota, Metazoa, Chordata, Testudines, Testudinidae. The record is from RefSeq and is a predicted model, not a curated record.